This is a messenger RNA of Dicrocoelium dendriticum, 653 nucleotides long. The record is from the annotation of a GenBank genome assembly. Lineage: Eukaryota; Metazoa; Platyhelminthes; Trematoda; Plagiorchiida; Dicrocoeliidae.
GAUCGAUCACUUUACGCGAUGGGUGGAAGCCGUACCAAUGAAAGACCAGACAGGCGAGACCGUGGCGCGUGCAUUCGAAUUCAACGUGCCAGCGAGGUAUGGGAUACCACAAUAUGUUAUUACGGAUCAGGGUCCAUGCUUUGAAUCGAAGGCAUUUCAAACGUUAUUAAACAAGUGGGGCAUCGAGAGACGGCGUACAUCACCCUACCAUCCUCAAACCAAUGGAAUGACGGAGCGAUUCAACCGAACCAUGAAGGAAUGGAUAACGUGCACAAAGUUGGCGUGGGAGGAUGCCUUACCUGAGGUUCUGCUGUCGUAUCGUGCCAGCAUGCAGUCAACCACCAAGGUUUCGCCAUUUGAGCUACAGUUUGGUAGAGAGCCCCGAAUUGCACUCGAUACAUGUAUAUCGGAGGUGUGUGAACAGCAACAUCCAGCACCACAUCACAAAAGAUUGCAGGAUAUGGCCAGAAGAGGAACGAGAUCACGGCAACAACGGAACAAGCUAAACUACGACGCCCGAUAUGCGACUCACAAGUGGAGACCAUUCAACACCGGAGAUCAAGUCAAGGUGCGCAAGCAUGAUCAUCCAAUACACAGAGGGCCCGGGGCAAGCAAGUUCAAAGAACGCUGGCAAGGUCCCUACACUGUAGUUG